Molecule: messenger RNA, 1404 nt
Organism: Lactuca saligna
Lineage: Eukaryota; Viridiplantae; Streptophyta; Magnoliopsida; Asterales; Asteraceae
Source: the annotation of a GenBank genome assembly
AUAAUAUAACAACAAACGACAUAAAAGACAAAUACCAAAAUCUGAAGGGAACAAGUUUGGAAGAGUGUCAGAUAUGCCCAUUUCACAUCUCAAAGAAGAAGAGAUUAGAUCCAUCGGAAACCGAACGAUUUCACCGAGAAGUGACGCAUUUGGAUCUCGAAUCAGGAAAAUGUGAAAUUCGUUACCAUUUAAGAGUUUUCUUUAUAUAUUUCGGAUUGUUCUUCUCGAUUUACAAUUUAGAAGGUUGAAGAUUACAAUCCCCUCGUUUGGCGGCGACGAGGGUUUUUCAGUGAUUAUAUAUAUGCAUAUGCGUAUAGAGAGAGAAAAAACAUUUUUUAGAUAUAGAGUGCGAGAGAGUGAGUGAUGGGAGAGCAGAAUUCAGGUUACAAGCAUUAUGUAGCAGGAUUGAUCUCAGGUGUUUCAAUGGUGAUCGUGGGGCAUCCUUUUGACACUGUGAAGGUGAAGCUUCAGAAACACAAUACUGAUGCUAAUGGAUUCAAAUACAGAAGUGGAUUUCAUUGUACAACUAGAAUACUCAAGACUGAAGGAAUAAAAGGACUUUACAGAGGUGCAACACCAUCUUUUGUUGGAAUGGCUUUUGAAAGUUCACUUCUUUUUGGUAUUUAUUCCCAAACAAAGCAAGCAUUACAGGGAGGAGAUCAUAACAGAAAGCCUGAAUCCCAUAUAAUAAUCCCUUCAGCUGCUUUUGCUGGAUCCAUUAUCAGCUUCAUAUUAUGUCCAUCAGAGUUAGUAAAGUGUAGGAUGCAAAUUCAAGGUACUGAUUCUCUGGUUCCAACCUCACGCAAAUACAGUGGUCCUCUUAAUUGUGCGAUUCAAACUGUAAAAACCGAAGGGGUUAGUGGGCUUUUUAGAGGAGGUGUGACGACUUUGAUGCGAGAAGCUAUUGGAAAUGCUGUGUUUUUUAGGAUUGGGAUCAUUAGUGGUGGUCUUAGUGGUAUCGCGUUCUGGUCUGCUGUUCUUCCGCUGGAUGUUGCAAAAACAAUAAUUCAAACUACCCCUGACAAGAACUUAACUAAAAAUCCUUUCGUGUUGUUGAGAUCGAUUUACAGGAGGUCUGGGGUGAGAGGAUGCUACACAGGGUUGGGUCCCACAGUUUCACGUGCCUUUCCUGCUAAUGCUGCUGCAAUAGUUACAUUUGAAGCAGCUUCAAAACUACUUGGAAUCACACGUGAUUGAUAAAUGCAAGAAAUAGCAACCUACUUUCUCCACUUUGAUGAUGUUUUAUUCAUCAACAUUUUUACACAAGGUUUUUCACAUAUCUUUUAUUCUCUAUCUACUUUUUAUUGUUUCUUUUAUUUAUUUAUAGAUUUUAAGGAGGGAUUCUGAUUUAGAUGUCUGCUUGAAGGCAUUGCACAUUCAUAUGAUUUAAAGAGGUCAAUGAUU